Molecule: messenger RNA, 516 nt
Organism: Diversispora eburnea
Lineage: Eukaryota; Fungi; Glomeromycota; Glomeromycetes; Diversisporales; Diversisporaceae
Source: the annotation of a GenBank genome assembly
AUGGCAACUAAAAUUCCUACAGAAAUAUUAAUUAAAAUUUUAAAUAAUGUUAAAUCAACAUCAACUCAAGAUUUAUAUUCAUCAUUAUUAGUUAAUCGAAUCUGGUGUAAAGUUACUAAUACCUAUACUUUGGGAAUCAUUUUUGGGUCAAGAAUAUUGGACAAAUAUGGAAAAGAAAGCAUUAUUUGUACAUUUUUGGAUUGUUUUGAAUUUCUAGGAUCCCCUUGGAUAGGUGAUUAUAAUGAUUUAAUUGGAUCAAUUCUCGAUUUACCUGGUGCCCCAAAAGUAUUUGAGAAAUUAAAAAGUAUUACACUUUGUGACGAUGUAACACUAUUUCGACCAUUAUUUGAAUCAUUAACAUUAAUUUGUAAUAAUAUUUCAAUCAUGAAUUUAACUAUAGUUUCAGAUUCUGAUGUAAUAUUAUUGGCAAAACUUAUCGGCGUCCAAAAACGGUUAAUGAUUAUCAAGAUUGUAAUUCAUUGUUCUGGGCUAUCAUCAGUCAAAAAGAAACAUUAA